Microtus ochrogaster (prairie vole) is the source of this 2592-nucleotide messenger RNA. RefSeq names its product sarcoglycan gamma (gene Sgcg). Gene Ontology annotation, cellular component: sarcolemma; sarcoglycan complex. NCBI's taxonomy places the organism in Eukaryota, Metazoa, Chordata, Mammalia, Rodentia, Cricetidae. The record is from RefSeq and is a predicted model, not a curated record. Gene Ontology annotation, biological process: heart contraction; cardiac muscle tissue development.
GGGCAGAGCCAGAAGUCAGUGUCCCCUCGCCCUACACAAAUGGGAGUUUAAUUCUUUCCGUUCCACAGAGCUCGGGUCCUCAUCUGGAACCAGUUCAUCAGUGUGGUUUUGAGUCGCUGAGAAGAUGGUACGAGAACAGUACACCACGGUCACGGAGGGCACCCACAUAGAGAGACCCGAGAACCAGCACGUCUACAAGAUCGGGAUUUACGGCUGGAGGAAACGCUGCCUCUACCUAUUUGUUCUUCUGUUGCUCGCCCUCCUUGUUGUGAACCUCGCUCUCACCGUCUGGAUUCUGAAAGUGAUGUGGUUUUCUCCGAUAGGAAUGGGUUACUUGCAUGUUAAACAAGAUGGACUUCGCCUAGAAGGGGAAUCGGAGUUUUUAUUUCCACUGUAUGUCAAAGAAAUACGCUCCAGAGUGGACUCAUCUCUGCUUCUGCAGUCAACUCAGAAUGUGACAGUCAGCGCUCGCAACCCAGAAGGGGAGGUCACGGGCCGGGUGAAAGUGGGUGCACAAAUGGUAGACGUUCAGAGCCAGGGCUUUCAGAUCCUUUCUGAAGACGGCAAGCCACUGUUCACUGCCGAGGAGCAGGAUGUCAUGGUCGGCACGGGCAGACUACGGGUAACGGGGCCAGAAGGAGCUCUCUUUGAACACUCAGUGGAGACACCCCUUGUCAGAGCUGACCCGUUUGAAGACAUUUGGUUAGAAUCCCCAACACGGAGUCUAAGCAUGGAUGCCCCAAGGGGGGUUCACAUCAAAGCGCACACUGGAAAAAUGGAGGCCCUUUCUCAGAUGGACAUCAUCCUCCGGAGCAGUGACGGAGCACUGGUUCUUGAUGCUGAAACUGUGGGUUUGCCCAUGUUGAAGCAGGGGACGCCGGGUCCCUCUGGCAGCUCUAAGGAAUUUUAUGAGAUUUGUGUGUGUCCUGAUGGGAAGCUGUACCUGUCUACAGCUGGUGAGGUCACCACCUGCGAGGAACACAGCCACAUCUGUCUCUGACCGCUACCUCUUCUGCAUAAGAUAAGCCAGGCCGGCAAGCAGAGAAAAUAAAUAGGAGGAAAAAUCUGAGAAAAGACCGAUGUUGUCUUGGUGAGCUGAGCUGUGGCCUCAGCCUUCAUGUCCCCCCAGCUGGAUGGGAGCUGGAGGAAGCCCCGCUAAAGCCCUCAGAAGCAUGCAGGGGGAAUGUUACAAUGGAACUGUUGGCCUAAAUGGCCUGGUUUCAGAACGACACAGAGAAAUGUCAAGAACCUAGUCACUGGAUUUUCCUCUUUCUAGGCCCCUCCACUUCGCUCAUGUUGAACUGCUAUCUGGAAGCAAUGCAUCAUCUCUCUCCUCACACACAUUCAGCCGGCUGGUGGAUUCUAGAAUGUUCCAACCCCGCAAGCCCUUCCUUUAUAUUAAACCUCAGGUGCUCCUUUCAGCUAAGUUCAGUGUCUCAGGUUUUACCAAGAAAUCUCCAGGAGUUUGAGGUUGAUAGAUUUCAAUACAUAGUUAAGGGAAAAAACUACAAAAAAUUAGUCAUGCUUUUUUAUAUACAAACCAAUGAGCAAUAAAAACAACAUUUUUUCAGACCAGAAUUUAAAAGUGUCUUACUUUAUUUAAUGCUCAUAACUCUAAAAUGUAGAAAGUAUUAAUUAUCCUCAAAUUAUUGGUGGUAAAGGCUCAGGUCAGUCGGUCAUAAGGCACAGGGUCCCAGGUAACUACUGAGAUUAACUCAAAAUGUGACCCUAAAUUGCUAUGGCCAUUUUCACCUGGAGAACUCCGAUAUACUCACUCCACUCAAAUCACUAUGACAGCUGUAUGCAUAGAUGUAUAAUGUUAAUUGACAGAUUUAGCAGGUGCCCAAGGGCUUCUGUCUCCAAGGAUCAAAGGGAGUGGUGAACCUCUGCCUUCCAGGCCUAGUGCUGACUUCCACAAACAGGAGGCUGGGUGCAGCAGCAUGGAAGCAGUCAUGCGACUUCUACAGAGGAGGCUGGGUGCAGCGGCGUGGAAGCAGUCAGGCAGUGUGUGAAUGUAUACAGUGCCAUUGUUACAUAGGUUGAUAAUAACGAAACACAGUGCAUAUCUUGGUCUCUGUGGAGGCCCUUCACUGACAGUGAAAAUGUCUGUCAUGGGUCUUGAGAAAUGACUCAGUGGUUAAGAGCACACUUCUCUUGCAGAGAGCCAGGUUUGUUUCCCAGACCCCGAGUAAAGCAGUUCACAACUGCCUGUAACUGCAGGUUCAGGGGUACCUGACUCCUCUGGCCCCACCAGCACCUGCACUCACCUGCCCAUAUCCAACACAGAUACAUCCAAGUACAUAGAAUUUAAAAGUAUUAAGGUCUUUUUAAAGUGCCCAUCAUUUUUUGAAAAGGUGGCAGAAGUUGCUUGUUUGUUUUGCAGUUUUAGAAGAAUCUCAGUUUAAGACCGAGUGAGACUAGCUCUCCUGCAGCUUUCCGCCCACAGAUCUGUAACACUAACACAGGUCAAAUGUGCCUUUUCAUCUCAGAGCCAGGGGAAAGAAGUGAAUUUUUUAAGAUGUACUUAUGUAUAUAGCGUUCUGCCUGUAUGCAUAUCUGCAGACCAGAAAAGGGAACCAGAUCUCAUUACAG